Ceraceosorus bombacis is the source of this 3208-nucleotide messenger RNA. NCBI's taxonomy places the organism in Eukaryota, Fungi, Basidiomycota, Exobasidiomycetes, Ceraceosorales, Ceraceosoraceae. The record is from the annotation of a GenBank genome assembly.
AUGGCUUCUCUUGGACCGACGGCGCUGUCCAUGCGCUCCAGAGGCGUGGCCAAUGCCAAUAGCAACCUCGUCGCAUCCAACGACGGCUCUUACGCCUCCAGCUACGACUCGGUGCACGACAAAGCAGCGUCAAGACCGCCGCAACGAGCAGCUUCGUUGGCAGACAAGCGUCUAGGAGGCGCAUCCCAUGCAGAUGCUCAUGCUCUCGAUGCUUCCCUCGCCCUGCCCAGCACCGAGGUGCUGCUGGUAGCUGGCGUCACCUUCAUCGCUUUGGUGGUCCGCACGUGGCACCUGAGCGCACCCAGCAGUGUUGUGUGAGUACUGCUCGAGCGAGGUCGCGACGUCGCAUACACUCGUGUGCGCGCCUCUUCUUCCUCCGCAUCGCCCAGCGCUCUCUCGCUGAUGUCUGGUUCAUGUCCUUGUUGACUGCCUCAUCUGUACAGAUUCGAUGAAGUGCACUUUGGAGGAUUUGCGACCAAGUACAUCAAUCAGAGAUUUUUCAUGGACGUGCACCCGCCCUUGGGCAAGCUUCUCUUCGCGUUUGUUGCCUGGCUAGCUGGCUUCCGCGGCGAUUUCGACUUUAAAGAGAUUGGCAAGGAGUACCUCAUUGGCGAAGAUCACAGACCAGUGCCUUACGUGGCCAUGCGCCUGCUUCCAGCCCUCAUGGGGGUCGCUCUCGCUCCCUUGAGCUACUUGACGCUCCGUGCAUUGUCCUUGAGAGGCACCUCCGCCUUGGUGGGGGCGAUGCUCGUCACCUUCGACAAUGCGCUGACCACUCAGUCGCGCCUCAUCCUCCUCGAUUCGCCUUUGCUCUUCUUCACUGCCAUCACGACGUUCUGCUGGGUGUCUUUCUGCAUCGAGGACAAGCGUCGCACGUUUGGCCGAGAGUGGUGGGUCUGGCUCACUUUCACCGGCGCAGGUCUCGGUGCUGUUGCCAGCGUAAAGUGGGUCGGCUUCUUCACGAUUGCAACCAUCGGGCUCAAUACCAUUUUUCAGCUUUGGGCGCACCUAGGCGACGUCCGGCAGCCCAUGUCGCGAGUCGGGCAGCACUUUGCUGCGCGUGCAGCGUUGCUCAUCUUCUUGCCUUUCCUCUUCUAUCUCUUCACCUUUUCAAUUCACCUUGCCGUUCUUAAUCGUAGCGGCGAAGGCGACGCAUUUAUGUCGUCUGGUUUUCAGCACACACUCCGGGGCCAUUCGAUGCCCGACACGUACGCAGAUGUCGCCCUCGGGUCGACCGUCAGCAUCCGGCACAAGAACACACAAGGGGGCUACCUCCAUUCUCAUCUGCACAACUACCCAGGCGGCAGCGGGCAACAGCAGAUCACUCUGUAUCCGCACCGAGAUGAGAACAACGAAUGGUACAUUGUCGGUGCGCCAGGCCCAGACGACCCCCCACCACCUGUGGAUGCCGACGGAGUUCCCCUCAGCGUCGACGGACCACACGACAUUGAGAGGUACAAGACUGGACAGAUCGAAUUUCUCAAACACGGCAUGGAAGUCCGUUUGAUUCACCGCAAGUCGGACAAGCGCCUUCACUCUCACGACUCUAACCGUCCUCCCAUCACCGAAAGCGAUUACCAGAACGAGGUCACUGGCUAUGGUUUCCCAGGUUUCCUCGGUGAUGCCAACGACAAUUGGCACGUCGAAAUUGAAAGCCAUGAACCUAGUGAUCCCCGGUCUCGUCGCCGCGUCCGCGCUUUGCGCUCCACCAUCCGCUUCCGCCACACUUUGACCGGCUGCUAUCUUUUCAGUCACAAAAUUCCGCUUCCUGACUGGGGUUUCGGCCAGCAGGAAGUCACGUGCAACAAGAACCCUCAGAUGAGCAACAGCUUGUGGUUCAUAGAAACGAACACGCAUCCUCGCAUCGAAGACGGGGGCCUUUCUCCGGAGACAGCGCAAGAGCGCAGACGGCUAGGGAUCGACUUGGUAAACUAUCUAGCCCCAUCUUUCUGGGCUCGCUUCAAGGAGCUGCAGCGUGUCAUGUGGGAGACGAACGCUGGAUUGACUGAGCGUCACGCCUACGAUUCUCGUCCUUCGACCUGGCCCACGCUGCGGAGAGGAAUCAACUUCUGGGCGAAGGACCACAGGCAGAUUUACUUGAUCGGAAAUCCGCUAGUCUGGUACGGGGCGCUGGUCGCCAUCCUGGUAUACCUGGGCGCUCGAGCUGUCUUGAUGCUCAGGGCAAAGCGAGGCAAACGGGACUUCAAUGAUUGUGAGAUCAAUAGCCUCAUUGCUUUUUCUCAAAACCAGAAGCUGACACCUAGCCCAUGUGCCUUGCAGCCGCCAUCGUCUACUAUGAUCAAGUUUGUGGCUUCCUCUUCACUGGCUGGGCGAUGCACUACCUUCCCUUCUGGUUGAUGUCUCGCCAACUCUUCAUCCACCACUACCUACCCGCUCUUUACUUCAGCAUUCUACUUGUCGCAGCUGUCUUUGACGUCCUCACCUCGUCUCUGCGCCCCCGCUUCCGCUUGCAAGUGGCCGCAGUCUUCAUUGCGCUCACGAUAUUUGUCUUUAGCGUCUAUGCCCCCAUCACCUACGCUGGAGAAUGGACGGGCCGAGCUUGCGAGCGAAGUCGCCUUCAGAAGACGUGGGACUUCAAUUGCAGGUGAGUCGUCAUUCCUCACUACCGCGUGUACAAGCAAUCUCAACGGCUGACCUCUUGGUGGCUUUCAGAGAGUUCCCCGACUCUGUCGCCAAGUAUGCAGACUUUGGACCUGCAGUACACACGAUCCCUCCCACACAUGCCGAGGCGAUCAACAUUACAGGCACCCAGAGCCUCAUCGACGCCGGACCUCAGGCGGGUUACCAUGCAUUUGAGCAGGCGCCACCAAAGGCAUUGUCCAGUGGUUUGGGCUUGAGCGGCAGUCUUGCGCCGUCAGUCGGAGAGCCUAUCGAAGCGGCCAAGGCUGCUGAUGCAGCUCCUCCUGAGCCUGCCGCAGCGGUGCCUCAAGGCACCGAAAGCGCCGUUGCAGACGAUAGCAAGGCAGCUCUCGAGGCUUCGAUCAAGGCGGCGGAUGCUGCACUCAAGGUGGAGGGGCUCGAUCAAGAGGGUGUGGAGGCUAUCGUUCUCGAAGGCACCGCCGCUGUCAAGGCAAAUGCCCCGGUCGAGGCUGCUCCGGCCAGCGUCUCGGAAGCUGCAAAGCCAGAUGUCAACGCACCUGGAGAGAUGGGGGAUCCGGUCGACAUUGCGAAAGAAGAAGGCGUGUAA